Molecule: messenger RNA, 687 nt
Organism: Candidula unifasciata
Lineage: Eukaryota; Metazoa; Mollusca; Gastropoda; Stylommatophora; Geomitridae
Source: the annotation of a GenBank genome assembly
AUGGAGGAGUCGCAAGUAUUUACACUGCUCUUGCUCUUUGCUUCUUGCUGGGCAACCGAGAUAGAUUUAACUGUUGAGAUUUCACCGGGAAAACAGGAGUGCUUUUGGCAGACUUUCCCUGCGGCCACCAGUGUGGAAGUGGACUACCAGGUGAUUGAUGGUGGUGACCUGGAUAUAGACAUGAUGGUGGCUGGGCCAGACAACAGGAUUUAUCACACAGAGCAGAGAAAGACAGAGAAUGUUGUUGGGUUCAAGACCACGUCCGAAGGAGAUUACCGAGUCUGUUUUGACAACACUUUCAGUAGGAUAUCCAGUAAGAUUGUUUACUUUGAAAUAUUUGCUGAGGAUGGGAAAGACGAUGAUGGGGCUGAUGAUGAUAAUGAUAAUCUUACCUUUGAGGGAGAGAACAUUCAGGGUCAGCUCGACAUGACAGUUCAGGAAUUUGUGGGCAUACUGGAGAGGGCGAAGAAGAAUCUGGAAAACUCUGUCCAGGUGCAGACAUUAAUAAGGGUGCACGAAGCCAAGGAUCGCAAUGUUCAAGAGGCCAACUUCUUCCUAGUCAACCUGUUCUCAUCUUUACAACUGGCGUUGAUGAUUACAGUGGGGCUGGUUCAGGUUUUUAUGAUCCGCAGUUUGUUUCUGACCAAACAGCCCAUUAGUGGUGCUUCUCUCAAGGCUAGAACAUAG